UGUUGAUGAGUCAUCACAAACAAUGGAAAUUAAAGAAAAUGAUGUCCGCCCUGAUCCCAUUGGAAUUUCUUCAAGUUCAAGGUCUGAUAAAGAGCCCACCAAAAACGAAAACGUUGCUACUAGUGUAACUAACAACGUGGUUGUGGCUGAUAGAAACAUGUUGAAAACAACAUCAUCCAUUUUACUGCUUGGUACACAGCACAGUAAUAAACACCUUUUAAAAAGAUCGAUUAUAAAUGGAGAUUAUACUAUUGAGAAAACAAAAAACUUGAAAAUAGUUGUCGAUUCAAAAAGCAGGGAAGUAUUACUUCAAAUUGCUAAACCUUCGAUCGGAAAUUUCCUUAACAUUGAACUUCAGGAUUUUGAUAAAAUAUCACUGCAUUACACUAAACGUGGUGACCAGGUUAUCAAACUUGUAGACGGGCCUGUGUUUGAGGCACACAACGUACACAAAUUCAACGACGAUAUAAAAAAGUGUAUCGUUUUAAGUCAAGAAGGAUAUAAUUCUAUAAUUGUGGCAUUUACAGCAGACAGAGUGAGAGAGUGUAAUUUAUUGUUAAAUAUAUUGCAUGACAACUUCUCUGUGAAUAGGAAUAACGUUUUUCCAAUGUUAAUUUAUGAAAACGAAUAUAAAUUUGCUACGAAAAUGAUAAAAGAAUAUAAUGCAAUACUAAAUGAGUAUCAGGUGAGGUUUAUAAAAUAUAACAUUGAGAACCACACAAAGGAAAUGAGCACAUUUUUUACACUUGUGAAUCAGAUAACAACCACAUGUACCAGUCAUCUUCUGUGUAAAAAUAAAGAAAACUUCCUGCAAUACGGAGAAUGGGAAGAGAUUUUAAAAGAAAUCUAUUUACUUCUUGAAAAAGCUUUGAUUGAGCGUAUAUCAAUGCAGAACGAAGUUGAGGAACUUUUAGAACACUUAAAACUGCUGUGGAGCGAGUUUCAAGGCAGUAACGAUGAUAGACAUCUGAUAAAUGAUAGUUUUGAUAAUGAACGUGAUAAAGGGGAAACUAAAGGUUUGGGAACCACAAUCAUUCAAACUGACACCAAACAGAGGUUGGUGUUGGACUCCAGCUUAAUCGAAGACAUAAUACACAUAAUGGAAAUUUUAUGUUUACGCAAUAUUUAUUUUGACACCGAGCCAAUGAGGAAAUGUAAAGAAAUGUUAAUGCAUUCCUUUCAAGAGAGAUAUCAACGGUUUCAUGAUUGGUAUGUGCGCACUGUAAUAAAAGACAGAGAUAAUCUGCUAAAUAGAAAUAUAAUGCAGAAGCUGUCAAAAGGGAUGAAUUAGUAAAUUGACCAAGUGCACACUGAUAACAAAUACAAAUAUUUCAAUUUAAUAUUUUGCAUUCAGUUUCGAUUAAUUAACAUAAACCUACAAAUACAUAACAAUUUUAAUUAAAAAUUUCUUUUAAG
Molecule: messenger RNA, 1416 nt
Organism: Physella acuta
Lineage: Eukaryota; Metazoa; Mollusca; Gastropoda; Physidae
Source: RefSeq, a predicted model, not a curated record